CCGGGUAACUGAGUCAGUGUUACGCUAAACUGGCUUUGAGAAACCGAAAAACCUCAGUUUCCCCCAAUGGGUUUCACUCAACCUGCGUUCUGAAACGGGCCCCGGGUUGUAGAACUCUGCUCCUCCCUCAGAGAGCUACGCCCCCCGAGAUUCUUUUAUAGGACUUUCGGGAAUCCAUCCUCUCUCUUUGAACGAUCCACACAGAUCGCAUAAAAGGAAAACUGCAAAGACAUCGCAGAUUUUGCAUCGAUUUGUUUUUUUCUGCUGACAAUGCAUCUUCAUCGAGCAUCUAGCAUAUUGGGAGCAGCCCUGUUGGUUCUCAUGGCAGGCCUUCAGCAAAGGGUCUCAGCCACCCCUAAGGAGGUCUUUGAUAACAAUGGCACCAUGUUUGCAGCCUGUAAAAUGAGACCCAGCAGCACUCUAGCUGAAGGUCUGCCCAAAGUGUCCGGCCAGGUGCUAUUCAGGCAGGAAUACCCUCAGGAGGUACUCCAAGUCCUCCUCAGGUUCAACGGCUUCCCCAAAGUGGGUGAUUCAGAGCCAAGAGCGGUGCACAUCCAUCAGUACGGAGAUCUGAGCCAGGGCUGUGACUCCACUGGAGGACACUACAACCCAUUAGAAGUGCAUCACCCUAACCACCCUGGAGACUUUGGUAGUUUUGUGUCUCAGCAAGGGAAAAUCAGCACAAUGAUCGAGUCCAAGGCAACACUGUUUGGAGGGGAUUCUGUGAUUGGAAGAGCUGUGGUGAUCCAUGAAAAGAUCGAUGACAUGGGGAAUGGUGGAGACGCUGGGAGUCUGCUGCAUGGAAACGCAGGCCGGAGACUUGGCUGCUGUAUUAUUGGGAUCUCCUCCCCCAAUAUGUGGAAAAUGCAGCAUAAGCAGUACACCAGGAGUCUGAGGAAAAAUUGAUCCAACUACAGUGGCUCAGGUGAACUUAUCAAUGUAUGUAUGCAUUCAUUCAUUUGUUGUACCCAUAGAUCAAACAGAGAACUAGCAGGGUGCCAACAUUGCCGAUGUGAACAUGCUUGUAUGCUGAACCUGGAUUACAUCAAGUUUCCAUCUCUACUUUAACAGUAGCAUUUUACUUCAUUUCAGAUCCUGAUAGAAUUGGACAUUUCGACUCUAUACUUAAAAUGUUUUUUACCACUGACAAUAAGCCAUUAUCUGAAAGUCUUUAUUAUUCAGAAAUAAAUACAGUCUCUAUACAUUUCCCACACAUUCAAUACUUAAGAGCUCUGUAUUUUCUAUGAAAGUUGAUUUUUUUUUUCUCGCAAAAAAACAUUAAAAUAUCUGUGCUGGUAUGUUACAUGUUGUUGCUUCACAACAGAAACGAACUAGUACUGUACAUUUAUUUUCAAACCUUUUUGAUCAGCAGAUUCUGAGAACAUAUAUUAUAUAUUCCAAAUAUGUUUGGAAUCUGCCUGUCAAGGUAAUGAAAUUAUAAUUACGUGACAAAGUAAUAAUCAGGAAUAAGUAGUGUGUUUUUAUGCAGCAUUUUGUAAAGCCUUGAUUUUGUUUUGUUUUUAUAAUUAACAUGUGAAAGAAUGUGGAAGUGUCCAACAAAAAUAAAUCGUAUGUUUAAUGCAAUAAAAUAUAGCU
Messenger RNA from Notolabrus celidotus (New Zealand spotty), 1596 nucleotides. Its product is annotated as extracellular superoxide dismutase [Cu-Zn]-like. The coding region runs from base 271 to 906 and encodes 211 amino acids. The transcript is spliced from 2 exons. The record is from RefSeq and is a predicted model, not a curated record. Gene Ontology annotation, molecular function: copper ion binding; superoxide dismutase activity. Gene Ontology annotation, biological process: removal of superoxide radicals. Lineage: Eukaryota; Metazoa; Chordata; Actinopteri; Labriformes; Labridae.